Molecule: messenger RNA, 2243 nt
Organism: Dothidotthia symphoricarpi CBS 119687
Lineage: Eukaryota; Fungi; Ascomycota; Dothideomycetes; Pleosporales; Dothidotthiaceae
Product: alpha/beta-hydrolase
Exons: 2
Coding region: 264-2243 (659 amino acids)
Biological process (GO): lipid metabolic process
Source: RefSeq, a predicted model, not a curated record
CCUGACGUAACUUACGUUUUUCUACCAACUUCGUGGAAGUGGAUAUGUUGAUCCGUGAGCAAUUAACCUUGCAAGAUGCAAGCACCAUGGAUUCUACAUCCUCUAUUCCGCUCCCGCUUUUGUCUCUCUGCUACGAACAAAGCUGUUUGCAACUCAUAUCACAUCUAUCGCUAACUUUCGGUCGACCACCCCAUUGGCGCCCCCCACUCGUAUGACAUCUCUCCACUGCGCCGUCGUUGCACUAGAGAACCCGCAAGAACAACAUGGCCACCACAAUCACAACUCUUGAAAACCUAACACAUGGGGGCAGCGAGGAAGAAACUCCUAAAACGCAAGCAGCAAUCGAAUUUGCGCAACAGGCAGAGCGUCUCGGACAAUACUCGCCACAUCAGGAAGAUGAUUCGACCGGGUCAACGCAAGCAGUGGAAGCCCUGUUCAUCACGGCUCAAGACCCGGUAAUACAAACUGCAAAUGGUCACCGAUUACCAGCCGUGCCUAUCGAUGAAGCAAGGAAGCUCAACAAGCUGAGAGCCAUCAUCGAUGACCGGGAUCUUUCUCAGGAAAAGCCUUUGGAGGCGUGUUCACGUGAGUCAAAAGACGGAACCAUACACGGAGUCCGUUUUGAGGAGAAAAACGGAGAAGAAGAGGAGAAACAAGACGCGCCAUUGGGAGAUUCCAAGCCUUCUUCCAGGACAAAUCCGCUGUUCCCUCCACUACCAAUUGCGGCGGAGAGAGCGUGGGAGAGACGGCACGCAGAAGGUACGGAGAAGACGGUUGAUAGUGAAGAGGAAGGCAAGGAUGCGGAUGAGUUUGUUCCAUUGGAAGGCGGUCCAGAUGAAAUCCAAUGCGAUGUUCGAUACUACGCACGCCGCGUGGGCCUCGAUUGCGAGGCCUUUGAGGUUCAGACCGAGGACGGCUUCAUUAUCGAGCUAUGGCACAUCUACAACCCACGAGACUACAAACGAUCUGCCGAUUCGCAACGGACACCGCACUCCCCGGAUAUCUUCUCGGAUAAUAACUCAAAGCCCGGCGUAGCAGGCUCGCAGUACGCACCAGGCGAUAAAAAGUACCCCGUCCUCAUGAUCCACGGGCUCCUGCAGUCCUCCGGAGCAUACUGCACCCAAGACGACGACAGCCUCGCCUUCUUCCUCGCCAAGAGCGGAUACGACGUCUGGCUCGGAAACAACCGCUGCGGCUUCAACCCAAAACAUGUCAUGCUCGAAUACAACGAUCCCCGCAUGUGGGCCUGGAACAUCCGUCAAAUGGGCGUCAUGGACCUGCCCGCCCUCAUCUCACGCGUGCUCUCCGAAACGGGUUUUGAGAAACUAGGCCUCAUCGCGCACAGCCAAGGCACAACACAAUCCUUCGUUGCCCUUGCGAAAGAACAGCGACCCGACAUCGGCGACAAGAUCUCCGUCUUCUGCGCACUGGCACCAGCCGCGUACGCGGGCCCGCUUAUCGAGAAAGCGUACCUGAAGUUCAUGAGCUUGAUUAGCCCGGGCAUGUUCCGCGCCGUGUUCGGUAUACAUGCCUUCAUCCCGUUCAUGAUGAGCAUGCACGCGCUUCUACCGGCGAAGUUCUACGGCGCGAUGGGGUACCAGGUCUUCUCGUUCCUGUUCAAUUGGACCGACGACCGGUGGGAGCGCGCCCUGCGCGACCGCAUGUUCCAAUUUGCGCCCGUCUAUGUCAGCGCGGAGAGUAUGCGCUGGUGGCUAGGCCGCGAGUGUUUCGCGCGCCAGAAAUGCAUCCUAUCCACGCGCGAGGAGACGAGCAUCGAGGAGAGGGAAGACGAGGAAGAGGACCAGCGAUCUCGGUCUCCGGACGAACAGUCUGAUGACGACGAACGACUGUCUCCCGCUGCUCUCGACAGGAAGACAAAAGAUGGCGGUGGUGAUGAGGAUCGCGCCCGCUUCGCAUGGUACGGCCCGCAUACGCCUCCCUUCGCGCUCUGGGUCUGCGGCGCAGAUGAUCUCGUCGACGGACGGCGGCUGCUGCGCCGCUUUGAGCGCAAUCGCGAGCCUUUUGUUGAUGUGGUGCAUUCUAAGGUUAUAGAUGGUUAUGAGCAUCUUGACGUCAUCUGGGCUAUGGACGCUAUUGAGCAGGUGGGGAAGGAGGUCCGAGAAGUGCUGUGGAAAACUGCGCCUGAGGAAGCGAGGGAGGUGUGUCGGACACCAAGGGGGUGUGAGGAUGUUGCGGAGUUUUAUCAGCGCAGGAGUGCGGAGGGUGAGGUGGGGAGGGACUAG